AUGAGCAAGACAGCGGAAGCAAAACAGUUGGUGUCCAAGUUACGCCAGUUGGUUUCGGACGUCGAGCUCCCGGGAGAACCGGAUUUCUUAAAAGACGGAGUGUUGCUUCUGUUUCUGAAGUCGCGGAAUUGGGAUUUGCGGUCUUCUGAACAAAUGCUGCGAAAAGCACUCAACUGGAGGAAAGAAAUUCAGCCACGGACUCUGCAAUGCGACCAGUGUCACUGGAAUCCUGGUUGUCACUCUUUGCGCCAAAUCGGUCACGACGAAACUGGACGACCUGUUUUAUACGCAUCAUUUUUCCCUGCUCAUCCAUCUCAAAGGAAUUCCCUGAAUGGUGCUCUGGUCCACUUGAUCUUCGUGAUUGAAAAUGCGAUUCGGAGUAUGUUAUCGGAUGUCAACCAAUGGGUGUUUGUGAUUGACUGUGCAAGUAAGUUUCUGUAUUUUGAAAGUCAUUAUACACGGUGA
This is a messenger RNA of Dicrocoelium dendriticum, 465 nucleotides long. NCBI's taxonomy places the organism in Eukaryota, Metazoa, Platyhelminthes, Trematoda, Plagiorchiida, Dicrocoeliidae. The record is from the annotation of a GenBank genome assembly.